Messenger RNA from Ruditapes philippinarum (Manila clam), 4538 nucleotides. Its product is annotated as E3 ubiquitin-protein ligase HERC2-like. The transcript has 23 exons. The record is from RefSeq and is a predicted model, not a curated record. NCBI's taxonomy places the organism in Eukaryota, Metazoa, Mollusca, Bivalvia, Venerida, Veneridae. The coding region runs from base 207 to 4538 and encodes 1443 amino acids.
UGACCAUGUGCUACGUAGUGUCCUCCUUCUCCUUAACUUGUGGAACAACAGUCGUCACGAUUUUUGAUAACCGUGUUAGUAGUAACCUGUACAGUGCCCCCGCUUAUACCACUACUCAAAAGAUUUCAGAGCAUACAGUGUGCAAAAUCACGAGUCAUUGAGCCGGCAAAAUGGGAUGAGAGCAACUACUAUGUGAGCCCAACAGAAUGUUUUCUCCGUUACCUGACAUUCCGGAGGAUGCGAGCUUGGCGGUAGAUUUACGUAUGAGCGCAGUGGUAAUGAUGUCCCAUUUAGAUAGACUGUGUCAACCCUACCUACCACUGACAGCUUCACAGAAGUGUCAAAAGACAAGCUUAAUGCAAGAGGUAAUUGCCUGGGGUUGGUUUGCAUGGAAAGGCGGGAAUAUGACAAGCGGACCAAUUACAUUAGACUUCCUGAAUGACGUGGGCGGAGUUCAGCAGAUUGUAUGCGCUGAGAGGGUGAUGACUGUGCUAGCAGGAAAUGGAAACGUGUAUUUGAUAUCAUACACAUCUGAAGCUGCUUCCAUGUGGCUGAUAGGUGGUUUUGGUGACCGUGAAGUCGUGAAGCUUGCCGCACACCCUGAUGGUAAACAUUACCUGGCAUUGACAAAAGAUGGAGAGGUCUUAUCGUGGGGAAAUGGUGAUGGGGGCAGGCUAGGACAUGGGGACAACAUUGCAAGAGAAGAGCCUACUUUAAUCACAGCCUUGACUGGCAAGCAGGUUGUCUAUAUCACAUGUGGAAGUACAUACAGUGCUGCUGUCACUGCCAGUGGGGAGCUCUACACCUGGGGACGAGGGAACUACGGGCGCCUCGGUCAUGGUGGUAGCGAGGACCAUUGCACACCAAAUCUUGUCACCGCACUUAAAGGACAUAAAGUGAUAGAUGUGGCGCUAGGAAGUGGGGAUGCUCAAACCAUUGCAGUCACAGAUACAGGUGCUGUUUAUUCAUGGGGAGAUGGUGACUAUGGUAAACUUGGUCGAGGUGGUAGUGAUGGGUGUAAAACACCAAAGGUCAUUGAGAAGUUGAUGGGGCAGGAUGUAGUGAAGGUGUACUGUGGUGCACAGUUUAGUAUGGCUUUGACAAAGUCUGGAUCUGUUUUCUCAUGGGGUAAAGGUGAUAACUAUCGUCUAGGACACGGUACGGAGGAACAUGUACGUGUACCUAAACAAAUUGAACAUUUCGGUGGGAAGAAAAUCGUGGAUAUUUCAGUCGGUUCAAUGCACUGUCUGGCGGUCAGUGAGGACGGUGAUGUGUAUGGAUGGGGUCGCAAUGACCAGGGUCAAUUAGGGGACAUGUCAAUACAGUGCAGAACAGAACCAACAUUGUUAACUGGUCUAGACGGCAAGAAAAUUAUAGGAGCUGCAUGUGGACCCUCACAGAGUUUCGUGUGGUCUUAUGGUGGUCACUCUACUGUUGGUAUGAGAGUGCCAUUUGUGGUGGACAUCAGCAAGGCCACUUUUGAACAGCUGGACGAGCUGUUAGCAGAGGUAUGUGAGGGUAUGGACGGACACAGUGACUGGCCACCGCAACAAGAGAAAGAGUGUAUGGCUGUAGCAGGCCUGAAUCUACUUAAUCUGCAGCUCCAUGUUGCCAUUUCCCACAAUGAGAGCUUUGAACAACUUGGGCUAGGAGCCGGCAGCUCUCUGGUUACCAGCUUGAAGAAGAGAGUUGUCUCCCUUGCCAGUAAUAGCGGAGUUAUCUCCACUGUACAGAUGGCAGCCCAGAAUACAUUACAGAAUGGCUGGUCGAUUCUCCUCCCUACAGCUGAGGAGAGGGCUAGAGCUCUAUCUUCAUUACUCUCUUCAGGAGGGAGAGAUGCCUCAGGUAUGAGUGCUGGUCAAAGAUUUAUGACUGACCUCCUGGUGAGCAGUCUGAUGGCGGACGGUGGACUAGAGUUUGCCAUGGAGGAAGCAAUCAAGAAAGAAAAGGAGACAUUUGAAGAGAAAAAGGAAUCAGAGGAGAAAGAGGACCAGAAAACACCAGACUCUGAGGCAUCUAGCGAAACGAAGCUUGAACCCGGCACCGAUAUAGAGGAGGACUCCAGUGCUAGCAUUCCACUACUUCAACUUAUUCAACAGUUACUUAGGAACUCUUCAUCACAUUCCCAGUCGUUGUUACAUGAGUUAUCCCGGGAUGGUGUCGUGAAGAUGGAGGAGACGGUAAUGAAGGACACAUCGCCAUCACUUGACCUACUUUUACAGUUCCAGAGGUUACUCAUUGCCAAAAUGUUUCCCAAACAGAACUGUUGUCUGGCCUCACCAACUGAUUUAGAUUUCACCCUUCAAGGAGCAGGUUCCCUGCUGAAGAAGUACACCUCCCUGUUAUGUAACCAUGUCAAUGAUAUACUGCCCCUAGGGGCCAGUUUGGCAAAUAUCAGCUCUAAACAUUUCUCUCUAGUCUCGAAAAUUAUCACCAGUGAUGUAACAGGGGUUCUGUUACCUGAGAUGUUAACCUGUAUGGUUCUGCUACAACUCCGUAGCCCGGCUGUAGUUCAGAUGUCUGGAUCGGUUCCUAUCCUAGAACAAGUAUUAGAUAUUCUGGAUAAAUAUAACAGACUGGCACCCGGUCUUGGCAGGGAGGAUAGGGAAGAUCUGUCAUGGCCGGGAGUUUGGAGUCAUUCAUUAGACAAGAUUAGCCACAAGAGCCAGGAUGAUGUACAAACAAUACGUAAAGCUGAUCUUGAGAAUCAUAACAAAGAUGGUGGAUUGUGGAUCAUAAUCCAUGGCAAGGUUUAUGACGUUCACGAUUUCAAGACACAGGCACGGUGUGGGUGGGAGGUGCUCACGGAGUACGCUGGUCGGGAUGCCACAGCAGCUUUUGAAAAUGCUCAUCAUUCUAUAGAAGCUCGUGAGAUGUUGCAUGCCUUUUAUGUUGGACAGUAUGUAGAGCCUGAAAAAGACAUAAUUCAGCUAAUGGACACAAGUACAGCGUCAUCGCCCCUGAUGGACACUGAGCGUACCCUCAGUCUUCUGCUAGGUUUGCACGCUGCACAGCAGGCACGAAGCACACCACUAUCACAGGAUGAACUUGAGUGCAGUGACUGGCUCAGCUCAGACUUCUUCCGUGGUGGCCUGCAGUUACUACAACCCAGGAAUCCGUUUGAGGAGGAGAAGGGAGAGAGUAGGUCAUCUAGUGUGACCACAACACCAGGAGCUGGUGCAACAAGCAGUGCCUGUGAGAUGACUAGUUCUGCCAUAGAAGAUAAAGAGGCCCUGUUUGACCGUCAGGCAUCUAUCUCAGAUGUAUCGAGGCCCUUCCUGCAGGCUAUGGUGGAGGGUAAAUGUCAGGACCUGGCUGUGAAGACAUUCCUUAGUAUGGCUGAGAGAUAUUCCAAACAACAUCAUAUCAGUUUACCCAUAGACUUCGCACCUGAGCAUCCAGUUGAAGAAGUUGGAAGGUUACUUCUGGCAGUGUUGAUAAAGCAUCAUGAUUUGGCUCACGUUAUACUCGGCCUUAUAGAGCACGGACAAGGGGAUGCUGGGAAAUUAACAUUCCCAAAGGCUAUUAUAGAGCUGCUACGAGUUGUAGGACAAGUAAAACGAUCACUUAUAAAGGCCCAUCAAGAUCAGAGCAGAUCCUAUAAAGAGGUCUGUGCCCCUGUCAUAGAGCGAUGUCACUUCCUAUUUAAUGAACUACGACCUGCGAUUGGGAAUGAAGUGAAUGCUAUGAGCCGGUCAAAACUUCUACACAGCACAUCUAGGUGGAAAAUGGCCAUUAAUAAAGUUAUAGAGGAAAACAGGAAGAGAAUUUCACCAGUGGUGGUAACGUUGAAUGUCGGUGAUGUUGAAAAGUCAGUCCCAGAAGAAAGUGAAGGUGGGAAAAGUGAAGGUCAGCUUCUACUAGGGAGCCAAUCAGAAGAAGCCCCAGGUGGCAGCACUGACAGUUCAGGAGGUGGAGCUAAAGGAAGUGAGGUCCAAUCAGAACCAGGGGAAUUUGUGGUGAAAGUGUUUGGCAAGAAUGAGGCUCCACUAGGGGAUUCUUUAGAAGAAGAACAUGACAUUGAGUUGGUAGAUGGAAGUGCUGACGUGGAAGGUCUUCCCCCAAUGGAAGGAAGUGGACAUGCUGGACAUUAUAAAAAGAAACAGGGAAAAAGUAGGAGAAAGAAAGAUUCCUGGGAUUCACUGGUCAGUAUGGUGACCAGUAGUCAAAAGUUGAGCUGGCUUCGUCAACGCCUCACUGGGUCUCGAACAGAGAUGCCACUGGUCAACAAAAUUGUAGAAUUUGUCAUGCAUGAAAAUCCCAUUGAUAUAGAGAAACUUAGAAGGUCUCUACACCAUCAGGUUAGGAGAGCUGAGACUCGUCUAAAAGGUAUACAGACUAUGCUAGCACUGGUUCAUAGGGACCAUUUGAUUCCAUCAGUGAAGUUUAACCUGCUGUGUGGCUGGCAGGGUCUGCUCACCGCAGGUCAUAGGGUCUGCAAACCUGUACCACAGUGUCUAACUGACAUUUCUACUGUAUCUUUACAGCAAACCUGUACCACAGUGUCUAACCGACAUCACACUGAUUCCACCAUGUGA